Nezara viridula (southern green stink bug) is the source of this 4828-nucleotide messenger RNA. NCBI's taxonomy places the organism in Eukaryota, Metazoa, Arthropoda, Insecta, Hemiptera, Pentatomidae. The record is from the annotation of a GenBank genome assembly.
CUCCCAGCUGGACGCGUCUUUGUCCUGAGUCUGUGCCGUCUUCGUUAUCGACGAGUUCCGAAGUCUCUUUGUAUCCGGUUUUGCUCUUUCCUUUAAGUUAUGACCAGCGCUUAGAUAAUGCUGGCACUGACUGCCGCCCUGGGCGCCCUCUACUGGCCGGCGGCGGUGAACUGCUGCGGCGGCGUGCUCACCCAGCCCAGCGGGAUCAUCCAGACCCCGGGCUUCCCCGCGCCUCUCCCGGUCCCCAUCAGGUGCCAGUGGCUAAUAGAUUCCUCUGAGUUCCAAGAAGCGGAAGUCAAAAUCGUGGUAUACUUCACACAGCUCUUCGUUACUUCUGGUCUUACCUUCACAGAGUAUGCCUAUUACGACCUGGAAGACACCAACUUACAGAAGAAUCCCACACUUCUUCUCUCCAUUACGGAACAGAACUCGGUGACAACCAGUUGGUUGCUCACCCGUUCCAGGUUCCUCCUCAUCGAACUGGAACUGGAAAGGCUGGAGGGAAACCAUCUCCGAGUCCUUGACCAUCUCCUCGACGUGUUCGGCUUCAACAUCACCUACGAAAUGGUCACCGGAACGACGAGGAACGACAGCUGUUCCGUUAUCGACUGCUCCUUUGCCGGCAACUGCUACGUCGGGUCAGACUUCAAGGAGUUCCGGUGCUCCUGCUUCCCCGAGUUCUCCGGAGGGAGCUGCAGCCUGGGCCCCGUCUGCAGGGCGAGCGGGGGGCCCUGCCUCAACGGCGGCGUCUGCAGGCACGCGGGAAAGUACCCGACCUGCACGUGCUUGGAAGGCUACACCGGGAGCAGGUGUGAAGCGGCUCUCACCGACCCACGUUGCCAGGACGACGACUGCUGGAUGAGAUGCAGAACGAGCGGUCAUGACGAACAACCUUGUAACUGCGGCAGCGGUCAGAGGAUCGAAGGAGAUAGGUGGCGCUAUAUAAUGACUCUCAACAUCGAAAACAUUACAGGCUUAUCAGUUCAACAUCCUGGAAGGAUGCUAAACAAUUACUUGGAGAAGCAGAUCCAGGAGCUGUUGAGGACAUUCUCCCUGGGCCGUCUAGAAGACGUGAUGAUCCUCAACAUGAGUGACUCCGGGCAGAUGAGCUUCCACUUCUUCGGCGACCUCCUCGACCUCAGCCAGAUCCGUCUAGUUCAGCAGAAGUUUUCCGAGAGCAGGAGAAUCGGAGAGGUAUCUAUCCUCAAGUCCCCCAUUGUUCUGAGCCACGAACAAGGGCUAAGACUAAAGGAUAUUCAAGUGAACAACUGGGAGGUUUUUGAAAAUGAACAGGUACUUCUAUCCUGCACUGCUCAAGGCUCAGAACAGAUGGAAUUCACUUGGUACAAAGGUGGAGAUCCCAUUGACCCAUUCAAAGGCUUAAUAGGUUUGUGGAUGCAUAUUCUUCCUAAAAACUCCAGGGAAGAAUACACAGCAAUUCUAGGUAUAGAUGCUGCAAAAGUUGUAGACGAAGGAAUGUACACUUGCCAGGUUACAGAUUGGGGAAUGCAAGAGUGCAAAUCACUUUAUCUUGAAGUACAAGCACCACCAGACAUUUUGGUUUCACCAAUGGCUGCCUCGGUGAAAAAAGGAGAUAAUAUUGAUCUCAUUUGUGUCUCUACGAACCAGAAGGUUUCUUAUUCUUGGACUCGAGACAAAAAUUUGUUUCCACUGAAUCCUGCCUCAGAAGUUUGGGAAGAUCUUAAGCCGUGGGGCUCUAUCUUACGAAUCAAGAAUAUUCAGAAAAGUGUUACGUAUGCUUGCCAUGCUCAGACGAAAGGUGCAACGAGGGAAAAAACUGUUCACAUUGAUUUACUCGCUCCUGGUUCUUGUAAAGAAACUGAAGAGUUAGGAAUACUUUGGAAACCUACAUCUCCUGGUUCAUUAGCAAUGGCAGAAUGUCCAUCAAGGUACAUCGGUUAUUCCACAAGAUACUGCCUCACAGUAACCACCAGAGAAUCGCGCUGGGAGGAGAUUGACUAUUCUAAAUGUGUUUCCGAGUACUUCGACCAGGUUAUGACUCAAUUUCAGGUACUUAGUCGGGGGACAAUGAAAACUAACCUUUGGAUGUUAUUAUCAGAACUUUACUCCUGGCUCCGUUCUCGUACGCCUCUUUACCGUGGCGAAGGGGAGCCAGUUCUAGACCUCCUGUCUGAUAUCUCAACAUUUGUUAACCUUACCUUUACAUCAGAGGAAGUGCUUAAUGUCACAAAGGUAUUCUAUGCCAACGUGGACCUUUUGCUGUCUCAGCCUAACUCUUUUAUUCACAUUGAGAAAGUUAGAGAGCUUCAGAGCAUCGUUGACAAAUGGUCUCUGAUGUGGGCUCGUCAUUUAAAUGUUACAGUGGCUUAUUUACUUUACACCGAGGUGGUCAUUGAUGUGAGGAAGCUGGGCAAUGAAAUCUUGCAGCAGUUUUAUGCUCCAAUGAUCAACAGCUAUCCUUGUUGGCGUACAACUACUGCUAAAAUCAGAGUAAACAUAACGAGCCAAGGAAACCAAACGAAGAGGGUCGCCGUUGUCAGUUACCAAAAUAUAUCUAAAUUCUUGCCUAGGAUGUCUUCCCAGAUUCUUAGCGAUGGUAGUGAACUACUCUACGAGAUAGAGUCAAAUGUUAUUAGUAUCUCCACCCACGGGGACCUUGACAUCCGCCUGGACAUGACGCUGCCAUCCAAGCGUGAGGACAGCAAUGAGUGGAACAUUAGCUGUGCCAGAGCUGAUGCUAUCGGCUUGGAAUGGGACUUGGUGUCCUGUCUUCAAGUCUCUGCUCCCGGGAACCCUAGCCGCUGCAUCUGCAACAGGUCGGGGGUCUAUGCAGCGCUGCUGACCAGAAUCUCAUCUCAUAAGAUACAUGAGCCCAAUAGAGAGGGGUCAUCCACGAUUGUGGCUCUGGGUUGCGGUUGCUGCCUCAUUCAGUCGUUCCUCGCGCUUCUGCUGCUCAGCUGCCGCAGGACAUUUGUUCAACUUCUGAAGGUUCAGUUUUGUCUGGCCAUGUGUUCUGUCAUGGCCAUCUUUGUCCAUGUCUCUAGAGUUGUUCCAGUUGAGGACAUGAAUCUGCUUAUUAGUAUGUUGUUGGAGCUUUUGUUCUUUUUUGCCUUGUCAUCACACAUUGGAAAGCUCCUUGUCAUUUACUCCGAAGUAGUUUUCCUUCACAACACCAAGAAUGCUAAAAUUACUGUAUUAGGUUUAACUACAGGUGUGUCGUUGUUGCCUUGUUUGAUUAGUGCAACUGCUGAAUCCUUCUCAGCGACAAAGUUCAAAAAUUCUUGGUGGCUUCCGAUUGGUUCUGCUUCGUUCUACACUGCCAUCGCCUCCAUGCUUUGCAUAAUCUGCCUUUUUGUGAUGUUGUCCAUUGGCCUCCUCCGAAGGCUUCACUACAUGAAGGCUGUAAAAAAGCCUAAAUCAAAUCAAGUCAUUAAUCACAGGUUUGGUCUAAUGAAGAGAACAUCAGCACUAUUUACUGCGACAGUUUUGGUUUCCAUAUCCAGUGUAUUCUUUGUUAAUAUGCCCAAUUUGGUCAGCAUUUAUAUCUUUAGCUUCUUGUCUGCAUUUUUGGGAUUUCUGAUAUUUGUUUGCUACAUUCUUCAGAGUGAAUCAUCCCCGAACUUGCAGCUGAUUAAGCAGGUUAGGACUGAAGAGCUUAGUACAGCUAUCAGCGAUCGACAAUGUAGUUCGGGUUCAGCUUAUAAUUUAUUUAACUUUUUUACCAACCAAGAAUCAGGAGUAGAAAACAAAGAUGUUCCUCUUGCAAUCAGAGAAUAUGGUGCAGAAAUGAAAGAAAUACCAAAUAAUUUUUUUAAUAAAUCAAAACUAGUCACUUUUAAAAAAAGAUCUGCAAUUGAGAAGACAGAGCAAAGUGUAGACCUGGAAGUAAACCCAAACAGCUCUAAAAAGAUCUCUCAGUCAGCUGGUAACAGCAUAACCAGCAAUAUUCUUCAAGCAGGUGCUAAUGAAGAGAAUAGGAGUAAAGCCGCAAUUGAACAAGGCAGAGACGUGGAACAAGUCUAUUUGUUGAAAGGAGAUUUGUCUGGAACAGUUGGUCCAUCCGAAGUUCUCACCAGCAUUUCCCAUGACAUGGAUUACCUCCUCAGGGGAUCCCCGCAGGUCCCCAAAGAAGAGUCAUCGGAUUCUAAACAAGGAUCACACAGUGGCGGUGGUCCACUCUCUUUAUCAGCAAGUUUAGGCUAUUUAGAGAAUAAUAAUUUAUGAGCUAGGCCUAUAUUUUUUAGAACUGAAAGCUCAACAUUCCGAGGGUAUUACGUAAUGUCAGUAGUAGCAUAACUUGAAGAGUUUGUUUUAAGUUUUAUGACUAAAUAUUUUUCUAUCAAGUCUUCGUAGCACAUAGGAUGUUGACUUUAAUGUAUUGAUGAUUUAUACAUUGUUAAUUAUUAAUGAUUUCUUCAGCCCAAAGGCAAAUUCAAACUAUUUUUUUUUUUUAUAACUUUGUUCCUUAGUUUCUAUCUGGUAAUCUAUUCAUAAUUUUAUUUCAAUGUUGAAGGGAGUUAUUUAGUUUUAUUAAGUCACUGUAUAACAAUCACUAUUAAAGUUAAACACUCCACUACUGUACCAUCUAUAAAAUUCUGAGACUUAAGAAUUGUCUGUGAUAUAUAGCUUAUUAUCAAUUAUUUAAUCAGCUUUCUAGUGAUGUAUCAAAUGAGAAAUUUUUUAAAUAUAUUUAUAAUUAACAAUAAUUAUAAAAAAACAAUUAUCACUCAGGAAGGUAACAAGUAUAGUAUGUUAAUUAUAAUCAUGAUGAAAGUUUUUUUCAAUAUAAUUCAAAUUAUGUCAUGAAAAAUAUUUAAACAGCAAAAAUGGUUGUAUUAGUGAAAUA